Spodoptera frugiperda (fall armyworm) is the source of this 1013-nucleotide messenger RNA. RefSeq names its product lipid droplet-associated hydrolase-like (gene sturkopf). Gene Ontology annotation, biological process: lipid storage. NCBI's taxonomy places the organism in Eukaryota, Metazoa, Arthropoda, Insecta, Lepidoptera, Noctuidae. Gene Ontology annotation, molecular function: lipase activity. Gene Ontology annotation, cellular component: lipid droplet. The transcript has 2 exons. Bases 41 to 1009 code for a protein of 322 amino acids. The record is from RefSeq and is a predicted model, not a curated record.
CAUUACUUGCUCGAGCAAAUAAUAUUUAAACAAAAAUAAAAUGUAUACUAUCUUACGUUUGAAUAAGGUUCAAACUCGCGUUAUAACUUUGGGUGAUCCAUUGAACUGUAGUUCUGAAGUGAUAGUUGUUAUAACAGGAGGUCCUGGGAUCCCAGAGUUCUAUAAGGAAUUUGCUGAACAACUGUAUAGGACCACUCAAAAACCCGUUUGCAUUAUUGGUCACGCCGGACACGAUGUAUUCGAAAACCAAAACGAAACUAAUGAUCUCAAAGAAUCUUGGUCCUUAUACAACUGCGAUGGACAAAUACAACAUAAACUGGACCUUAUCAACAACUACAUUGAUAAGAGAGCCAAGCUGCAUCUGAUUGGACACUCGAUAGGAGGCUGGCUACUAAUGGAACUACUACACAAGAAUGACUAUCUACAAAAAAGGAUCUUAUCCGUAAACCUAUUAUUUCCAACGCUACAAAAGAUCGCAUCAACAAAAAAUGGCAAACUCGUAAACAAUCUCGUGAGAUAUCUCCACAGAAUUAUACUUUUAAUCUUGUUUAUUAUGCAGUUGUUCCCAACGAUUACGAUUCUAGGUGUAAAAUUAUUUUUGUUCUUGAAUUCUUUACCUCCAUAUUAUGAGAAGCGGAUAAUGAUUUAUCUGAACCCGGUGCUGCAGGAGAAGGCGAUGUUGUUAGCUUACGAGUCUAUGGAGAGAGUACACGAGCUAAAUGUUCAGGCUAUUAAGAAAGUGCAGCACAUGGCUAAUGUAUUAUACAGUACGGAUGAUAGAUGGGUACCAAUGCAUCAUAUACGCGAUUUACAAAAGUUCACUCCGCAGAUUGCGUUCCACGAAGUAAAUGUGGAACACGCUUUCGUAUUAAAAUCUUCAGUUUACGUCGCUACGAUUGUCGGCAAUUUAAUUGUUAAGGAUAAUUUGUGUUAUAAAAAACUUGGUCUAAUUAAUGAAAAUGUUGAUUUCUGUGAUUAUGAAACCAGUUAUACAAAAGAUAGAAAAUAAAACC